Messenger RNA from Bufo bufo (common toad), 1350 nucleotides. It is a transcript of the gene CNRIP1, whose product is annotated as cannabinoid receptor interacting protein 1. The record is from RefSeq and is a predicted model, not a curated record. Bases 363 to 851 code for a protein of 162 amino acids. NCBI's taxonomy places the organism in Eukaryota, Metazoa, Chordata, Amphibia, Anura, Bufonidae. Gene Ontology annotation, biological process: negative regulation of signaling receptor activity. Gene Ontology annotation, cellular component: plasma membrane. Gene Ontology annotation, molecular function: type 1 cannabinoid receptor binding. The transcript has 3 exons.
UACAUACAUCAGAUUGAUGUGUAAUAUUCUGAGCAAUCUGUUCAAUGAUGAAAUACAAUAACCAGACACAUAAGACAUUGGAUCCUCCUGAUGUAUGGGGAGAGGAUUAGAUGGAGAGCUGGUGUCCUCCUCCUCUCCUGCUGGUUUUCGGGGAGGAGAUCCGGCCUCCCCUCCCCCUCCCUGAUUAUACUGCAGCAGUGGCGGAGGAUUAGAGCGGAGUCAGUGCAUCGCUGCUGCUGCUGCCGGUGAAUGGCUGCGCCCCGCUGCUGCUGCUGCCUCCUCCAUCCGUCCGUGCUGGUCCCAUAGGGAGCUCCUGGUCCCUCCUCCUCCUCCACCAGAGCUGUCAGUGUCCUCUGCUCACCAUGGGGGAGAUCCCUAAUCUGGUCAAGAUCGCGGUCUCCCUUAAGAUCCAGCCCAAUGACGGUCCGGUGUAUUUUAAGGUGGACGGACAGAGAUUCGGGCAGAACCGGACGAUCAAAUUAUUGACUGGAGCCAAAUACAAGAUCGAGGUGGUCCUGAAACCGGGGGCGGUGAGAGCCACGACUAUCAAUUUAGGAGGGUUGGUCAUUCCCCUAGAAGAGAAAUCUAGAGAUCCUCAGACGGUUUGUUACACAGCCUUCUAUGAUACGGAGGGAGUAACCCACACCAAAAGCGGGGAGAGGCAACCACUCCAAGUCAUGAUCCAGUUUGAAGACAUCGGAAGCUUUGAGACAGUGUGGCAAGUGAAGUUUUACAACUACCAUAAAAGAGAUCAUUGCCAAUGGGGCAACAGCUUCAGCAGUAUUGAAUAUGAGUGCAAGCCUAAUGAGACCCGCAGCCUAAUGUGGAUCAACAAAGAGAUGUUCCACUGAAGCCACCAAAGCUGGACAAUCUUCUGAUGAGGACCUAACUUGACCAGCACAAUGAGCCGCAAAGCAGAGUAUAAAUAACAUAUCAUGAGCCUAAAAAAAAGUCCUUGAUGAAUAAUGUUUACUUGAGAUAAACCAAACCCCUACAUCAGUGAUGGUGACUGUAAGAGGAAAAUCAUUUGCCAGUUUACCAUGGACUGCUAAUAUCAUUGAGACACUAUAUGCUUAUGGCUGGGGCUACACAGCAACAUGACAGCAUCUGGGAGUCACAGUGAAACUAGUGACAUCAGUGUUCUCCUUCAGGGAAAACUAAUUGUGAGCUAUCAAACAAUCUGACCUCAAAUUGUGAACAACCUCAUAUUGCCAUGUAGCCCAAGUCUGCUUCUUAAUGUUCACGUAAUAUCAUUGGUUCAGGCUGAACCGAUCCGGUGAAGUCUCGUGAAUAUCAGCCAGCUACAAACUGGCCACCCCAGCUGUGUGUAUGAAGUAGGUACAUGUUUGA